Molecule: messenger RNA, 1030 nt
Organism: Triticum dicoccoides
Lineage: Eukaryota; Viridiplantae; Streptophyta; Magnoliopsida; Poales; Poaceae
Product: pentatricopeptide repeat-containing protein At4g38150-like
Exons: 1
Coding region: 78-887 (269 amino acids)
Molecular function (GO): protein binding
Source: RefSeq, a predicted model, not a curated record
UCGACCACCGCCGCAGUGCUCCGCCUCUCCCUCCCGAGGUCAAAAAAAAAAAAAAAACUCCGCCUCUCUCUCACCCCAUGGCCACCGCCGCAGUCCGCCGCCUACUCCGUCCCACCUCCUCCACCGCCUUGUCCCGUGCCCGCCGCCUCCUCUCCUCCACCGCUUCUUCACCGCCGAACCGCAGCCCCAACACGAACAGCCCCGUCUCCUUCGACUGGUCCGACGACGACGAGAGUCCCCCCGCACCUCCACCCGCAUCCCCGGCAAAGAACCCCACUCUGCCGCCGCCCUACGACCCCUUCAGCAAGAAGCCCGCCGUGGCAGACCCACCCGACUCCACCAACCUUCAGGAAGUCUUCCACCGGAUGCGCACCGGAGGGCUUACUGACUAUGCCAUCAAGAUGUUCGACGGAUUGUCCAAGGACGGGCUCACGCACGAAGCGUUGGCUCUCUUCUCGAUCAUCAAGGAUAAGGGCGCCAUGCCCGAUGUCGUUGCCCACACAGCCGUCCUGGAGGCCUACGCGAAUGCUGGCCCCGGCCACUGGGGUGACGCCGUGCGGACCUACAAGCGCAUGCUCUCCAGCGGGGUCGCGCCGAAUGCGUACACCAUGGCCGUGCUCGUCAAGGGGCUUGCGGCGAGCGACCGGUGCGCGGAGGCCGGCAAGUACCUGCUGGAGAUGCUCGACCGUGGGAUGCGGCCCAAUGUUGAGACGUGCCUGGCUACCUUUGAGGCGCACGUCAGGAUGAACAAGGUGGAAGAGGGGAAGGCUCUGCUGGAGAUGAUGAAGAAGAAGGGGUUCGUGUUGGACGAGGAGGGGGUGCGCAGCGGCACCGUCAAGCGGGGGCAUGUCUUCAGGGCUGUCAUGAACAUGCUCUUUGGAAAGUGAUAAUGGUACGCACUAGCUGUUUCGUUAUGUUGUUGCAUAAGCAAUUGUGGGCUGUAUCUUGUCACUCGAAAUCAAAAUGUCUGCUGUUGUCUACUGCACAGGACAGGGUUGAUAUCCUGUCUUCCAUGGCUUGCUCCUCCUUA